AUGGGGGCGCGGGGAAGGACCCCCGACUCGGGGAUUGAGACAGCCAACCCGUUUAAUGGAGCUGGGAGGGAGACACCAAAAAUACCCCUUUCUGGUACAGGAAUAAUACGGGGAAAGGGAACGGAGGCAAGCACAGGUGACAGAAAAACUUCUGGAAGGGUGGGGGAGCUCAAGGAGGUGGGACUUCCGGCCAGGUGGGCCGUCUUUCCAUCCCCUGGAAGAGGAUUUCCGGCAAAGACAGUCAGGCCGCUUCCAGCAAUGGACGCUCAAGACGAAGGACUUCCGGUCCUAAAAGGCCGAUUAAAAGAAAGGAUGGGAGCUACAGUUUUUGUGCAGCCCCUGGACCUAGUGAAGAACCGGAUGCAGCUGAGUGGGGAAGGAGCCAAGACACGAGAGUACAAAACCAGCUUCCAUGCUCUCACCAGCAUUCUGAGGGCAGAAGGGCUGAGGGGCAUUUACACCGGGCUGUCAGCUGGCCUGCUGCGCCAGGCCACCUAUACCACUACUCGCCUUGGUAUCUAUACUGUGCUAUUUGAGCGCCUGACUGGGGCUGAUGGUACACCCCCUGGCUUUCUGCUGAAGGCCCUGAUUGGCAUGACUGCAGGUGCAACUGGUGCCUUUGUGGGAACACCAGCUGAGGUGGCUCUUAUCCGCAUGACCGCUGACGGCCGGCUUCCAGCUGACCAGCGCCGUGGCUACAAAAACGUGUUUAAUGCCCUGAUUCGAAUUGCCCGGGAAGAGGGCGUCCCUACACUAUGGAGGGGCUGCAUCCCUACCAUGGCUCGGGCCGUCGUCGUCAAUGCUGCCCAGCUCGCCUCCUACUCCCAGUCCAAGCAGUUUUUACUGGACUCAGGCUACUUCUCUGACAACAUCCUGUGCCACUUCUGUGCCAGCAUGAUCAGUGGCCUGGUCACCACUGCUGCCUCUAUGCCUGUGGACAUUGUCAAGACCCGGAUCCAGAACAUGCGAAUGAUUGACGGGAAGCCGGAAUACAAGAACGGGCUGGAUGUGCUGGUGAAGGUCGUCCGCUACGAGGGCUUCUUCAGUCUGUGGAAGGGCUUUACACCAUACUAUGCCCGCCUGGGUCCCCACACUGUCCUCACUUUCAUCUUCUUGGAGCAGAUGAACAAGGCCUACAAGCGUCUCUUCCUCAGUGGCUGAGGCGAGCGAGGGGCCUGGAGCUGCUGUGCCGGGGCUCCCACUCGCCCGCUACUCCUACAGUCAGUGUGCCCCCCGGGGGACCUAGACUCUGCUGCCCUGGGCCCCGCUAUUUAUUUUCCCUCCACAGUAUGGUUCCCUCCUCUGUGAUAAGGGACUUGUGGUCUGUCCUGCCCCUGCUCCAGCUCGCCCUCCUUGCCCUAAUCAUCAUGAUCUCUCUGUCCCUGCCUGUGCCCUGCACAGAGGUGGGAAGCUCCCUGCAGAUUCCUGGUCUCCUCUUGGGUAUUAGUUUCAGGGCACAUAGUACAGCAGAAGGCCCCCCCUUCUCAGUGGGGAAACCAAGGCAGAGCUGAGGGGACAGGAGAGAGCCGAAGCUGUCAAGAUGAUCAAAGGUCUGCAGUGGGAGGACAUGGCCCUUCCUUCCUCCACCUCACUGAGGACGUAAUCAAUAAAUUGGAUUGAUGACACCACCCCCAAAUCUGGAGAGCUGUGGGCACAGGAGGGGGAGGAGACUGGACAAAGAAGCGGAUGCCCCUGGAGAACAGGAACUGGAGUUUUUAAAAAAAGUUAUUAAAGAAAAAGUACCCGCUGUUUUUAUGCAAA
Molecule: messenger RNA, 1761 nt
Organism: Orcinus orca (killer whale)
Lineage: Eukaryota; Metazoa; Chordata; Mammalia; Artiodactyla; Delphinidae
Gene: SLC25A11
Product: solute carrier family 25 member 11
Exons: 8
Coding region: 1-1161 (386 amino acids)
Biological process (GO): phosphate ion transmembrane transport; malate transmembrane transport; thiosulfate transport
Molecular function (GO): sulfate transmembrane transporter activity; antiporter activity; succinate transmembrane transporter activity
Source: RefSeq, a predicted model, not a curated record